Molecule: messenger RNA, 1307 nt
Organism: Ipomoea triloba (trilobed morning glory)
Lineage: Eukaryota; Viridiplantae; Streptophyta; Magnoliopsida; Solanales; Convolvulaceae
Product: transcription factor CYCLOIDEA-like
Exons: 2
Coding region: 27-896 (289 amino acids)
Biological process (GO): regulation of secondary shoot formation
Cellular component (GO): nucleus
Molecular function (GO): DNA-binding transcription factor activity; sequence-specific DNA binding
Source: RefSeq, a predicted model, not a curated record
GGCAAUUAAAUUUCUAGGUUUUUAUCAUGUUCUCUUCCACCGAUGCAAACCCUCUUCAUCAUCCCCAGUUUCUGGUGGCUUCCACCACCUUUCACGGCGGCACUCACCAGACUACUCUCCUCCCUCACCUCCAAGACCACUACCUGUUUCCAAAUACCCACAUGCUACCAUCUAACAACAACAACAACAACAACAACAACAACAACGUUGUUAAUUGUAAACCGCUAAACAGUUAUGUGUUCCCCAGCAACUGCCGGCGCAGAACAACAUCAGGUAAAAAGAAGGAUCGGCACACUAAAAUCUUGACGGCUCAAGGCCCCAGGGAUCGGAGGGUUAGGCUCUCAAUCUGUAGUGCUCGUAAGUUCUUUGAUCUUCAAGACACCUUGGGUUUCGACAAGCCCAGCAAAACACUCAAUUGGCUCUUCGCUCAAUCAAAACUCGCCAUUGAAGAGCUUUUCCAUACUAAAAUGGGGGCUGAAAGGCAAAUAACAGUAUCCGAAAACUCCCAAGAAAUGGGUAUAAGGGCAAAUGAAGAAGAAAAAGAAAAAGAAGGCAAUAUUGGGGUUUUUACUGAUCUUGCUAAUAAACACUCUAGGGCAAAGGCAAGGGAGAGAGCUAGGGCAAGAACUAUCAACAAAAUGUGCUUUAAGGAGCUUAGUGAAGCCAAGAUGUUACUCCCAUCUCCCUUAAUCAAACUUCCCUUACACAAGAAUGAGCUAAUAACUACUAAAGAAUCCAUAGCCCCAAGGAUUUGCUCAGUGUGGGAUAUUCCUAAGCAUCUUAUGAUGCCAAAAGGUUUGGGUGUAGGCCACAGCAAUGUUAGUUCAUCCCAAGUACUUCAAAUUGCAGAAAAUCCUGGGGCUGCUCUGAUCACAACUAUCAAACCUAAUAGCUAAGCUAGCUAUUCACCAAUGUAAGCCACUACAAUAUUAUACCUUAUAUGUUUGCCUUAUCCACAAUCUACCAGGAACCAACUAAGCUGCUCGUACUGACCAUAUCUAUAUGCUCUUAAAAUUGGUUUCUAGUGAGGGUGCUACCGAUCUAUAUAUAUAUAUAUACAAUUUUGUGUUGGGAACCAUCUAUUUUGGUUGUAUUAGAGUGGCUAGGGCUUGCUAGAUAUGUAUAAAUGCAGAUUAUAUUUUGCUACCUUUUGUUACUUAAAUUUUUAAAAGAAUUUUGAUGAAGAUAGACAGUGUGGUAAAAUAUUGUAUCUGUGUGGUCUGCCCUUAUGAUUUCUAUGUCCCUGUUUACACAAGAACAUUCUUGUAUUUAUGGUUAAGAAAAGAGAUUGAACUCAAAUUUAAGAU